This is a messenger RNA of Aspergillus oryzae RIB40, 1092 nucleotides long. RefSeq names its product zinc-binding alcohol dehydrogenase family protein. Gene Ontology annotation, molecular function: oxidoreductase activity, acting on NAD(P)H. NCBI's taxonomy places the organism in Eukaryota, Fungi, Ascomycota, Eurotiomycetes, Eurotiales, Aspergillaceae. Bases 1 to 1092 code for a protein of 363 amino acids. The record is from RefSeq and is a predicted model, not a curated record. The transcript has 3 exons.
AUGAAAGAGAUCAUCAACCUUCACGACUGCAGGACCAAGCUGAUUGAGUCCGCUAUCCCGGAGAUCAAUGACGACCAGGUCUUGAUCCGUGUCGUCGUCUCUGGAUCGAACCCCAAGGAUUGGAAGGUGCCGGAUCUUGCGCACAGUGAGGAGAAACCGUACUUUGAGCGCUAUGAGAAAGUCCGAGAGGGAGUCAAUCAGGGUGAUGAUAUCGCUGGUGUGGUUGAGAAGGUCGGGAAAAACGUAGUGGAAUUCCAGCCGGGCGACCGAGUCGGAGCUUUCCACGAAAUGCUUAUGCCUGGAGGCAGUUAUGCUGAGUAUGCGGUUGCAUGGAGCCAUACCACGUUUCACUUGCCCGAGAAGAUCUCAUUCGAAGAGGCAGCCACGAUCCCUCUAGCGGGUCUCACGGCAGUGGUAUCUCUGUACCAUCAUCUCGGGUUCCAAUUUCCCUGGUCUCCAGCUGCCAAAGGCAAAUCCCCCAACACAACGACACCAUUCAUCGUCUACGGCGGCAGCACGGCGGUCGGAUCCUACGCGAUCAAGUUUGCCAGACUAAGCAACAUCCACCCGAUUAUUGCGAUCGCCGGAAAGGGCGCCCAUUACAUCCGGAAGUUCCUGGAUGAAAGCAAGGGCGACGUAGUCGUUGAUUACCGAGAGGGUCCAGAGAAGACCAUCGCUGGCAUCCGCAAUGCGCUGCGCUCAUCUACUAGUGGCAAUGAUCUCCCAGCAAAUCACGCCCUUGAUACAAUUGUCACUGAGGACAGUACGACUGUGCUGCGAUCCGUUAUGAACCCCGGUGGUAACAUUAACUAUGUGCUCAUGAGUCCCCCCGAUGUUUCUCCCGCGGUUGCAUCGAACACUUGGGUCAGCUCGGCGCACCAGAUCGGUGGUGUUGAUGAUUGUCGCGAUUUGUGUUUCGUGUUCUGUCGGUGGUUCACCCGGGCACUGCAGUCUGGCGAGUUUGAGGGCCAUCCGUUUGAAGUCAGAAAAGAUGGCUUGCUGGGGGUUGAGGGGGCGAUGAGAGACCUGAGGGAUGGAAAGGCGAGUGCGGUUAAAUAUGUCUUUAGAAUAAGCGAAACACCGGGACAAUAG